AUUUUAAAUGCCAAGAAGAAGUGGAUCAUCUUCAAGAUCAAGACCAAGCCCAACAAGAAGCACAGCUACAGCAGCAAGACCAGCCCCUCAAGCUUAAGCUCCACCAUAAGCACCAGCAAGAUCAGGAGGAAUGUUUUCUGGCCUUGGAUCAACUUUGAUGUCAGGCAUGGCCUUUGGCGCAGGAUCUGAGGUAGCUCAUCAAGCUAUAAGAUCAGUCAUGGGAGGAUCAGGUAUGAUUUCUUAGUAAUUUAUCAAAGGUCAUUCUCAACCUGCUGAAUAACAAGCUUAAUAAGAAGCUCCAUAAUAACAAUAAUAAGUUUGUCAAAGUGAAAGCCAAAUGUUUUCGAAUGUAAAUUAUAUACUUAGGUUUUAGUGCUUGUAAACAAAUCAGGACAUUACAAGAUGCCAACCAUAUAUGGAUAUUUUCAAGGAAUGCUAAAAGAAAUACAAUUUAUGAUGAUUAAUUAUUGCAUUAAAUAUAUAGAACAAAAGAUAAUAUCC
Messenger RNA from Paramecium octaurelia, 501 nucleotides. The record is from the annotation of a GenBank genome assembly. NCBI's taxonomy places the organism in Eukaryota, Ciliophora, Oligohymenophorea, Peniculida, Parameciidae.